Messenger RNA from Petromyzon marinus (sea lamprey), 2318 nucleotides. RefSeq lists its product as uncharacterized. Gene Ontology annotation, molecular function: protein dimerization activity. The record is from RefSeq and is a predicted model, not a curated record. NCBI's taxonomy places the organism in Eukaryota, Metazoa, Chordata, Hyperoartia, Petromyzontiformes, Petromyzontidae.
CCCCCAUCCUCGAGACGCUCAUUUAGGCGGCCGCCGCGCCUCUCCCAGCGCCACAUUCCCCGCCGCUCCGUCACCGAGUCGACACUGGAGCGCGCUGGUCGCUCCGCGCCGUGCGAUCCCUGCGUCUCGGCACCACGCGACCCCUAGGCGACUGACACCGCUCAGAGUGCCGGACUCAACCGCGGCAUCCAUCGCAGGACCAGCAGGAGGGAGGAGGGCGCUGCUUGUUAGCCGAAGCUCUCCUCCGCUCGCUCACUCUACGCGCGCUCCGACGCCCCCCCCCCACCCCGAAACGCGACUCCGCUGGGGAGAACCGAACGUGGAGACGAAGAGGAAGACGCUCGCGUCCAAUGAAUGCCGCCGCCGUCUUCCCGUGGGACCUGCUGGGCCCGAGUCCGGUCGGUGUGGAGCCAUUGCGGGCGGCCGCUCUGCGACUCGCGCCGCGACCGCCGCCUCCAGACGGCGGUAGCGGCGCGAGUCCCGCAGCCUUCCCACGCCACGUGGGGCCGCAGGGAGGACGAGGGGAGAAGCGGAAGCUGCGAAAGGCCCUGGUGGAGAAGGACAGACGGCACCGCAUGAACGAGAGCUUCCACGAGCUCAAGCAGCUCAUGCUGCGUUUCUGCGACGGCGGGGCGGAAGCAGCAACAAAGAAGCAGCAGCAGCAGGCGCAGGCGUGCGCCUCACAGCAGCAGCAGCAGGACCGCAGGCUGGAGAAGGCGGAUGUCCUGGAAGGAGCCGUCGCUUUCAUCCGCUCGUCCAUCCUGGCUGUGCAGGAUCGCGGCCUGGAGGCGCUCACAGUGCAGCCACAGCAGCCAGGCGCAGCCGCUCUCCAGCAGCAGCUGGAGGCAGCUACGAAGCCUCCUGGCGCAGCGCGGACACGCGUCCCAACGCCGGCCUCGUCCCCGGCCUCCCCGGACCUCGCUACCGCGCAGGUGGCGCGCGGGCCCCACGGAUGCGAGCAGCAGCAGCGGCGGCGGCACGGGAGAGGAGGAGCCGUGAAGGUGCUGAAGGCGGAGCUGGGAGUCGGCGUGUGGAGGCCAUGGUGACGCUGUGGUCGAGCCAGGCCUUGACUGAGGCGUGCGUAAUGGGUGCGCUUCAUCACGACUAUGACUACUACAAUACUACUACAGUACUACUAGUUGUACUACUACAAGUAGUACAACUUGUACUACUACAAGUAGUACAACUACUCGUGGUGGCUUCACGACGGCCUCGCCGUGCGCGCGAUGCGAGUCCCUGCAGGGCACGCGGUGCCCGUGUCGCAUUUCUCUUUCACUUCAUCUAUGAACCGUCUGUAAUUUCUACUGUUACCUGCUGCCUAUUAUUUAUAAUUGUUUUGAUAAUUUAUUUCCAUUCAUAUUGAAUACUUAAUUUUUGAGAGCUUGUAUGACUGUAUGCCUUUUAAUACUCGUUUGUAUAGUCUGCAAAGGACAGGCAUAUUGGUAUGUCAAAUGCAUUUGUCUUUUAACAUAUUGUUGGAUAGUACGCCCAUGAUAAAACGUGGAUAUAUUUUUUCCUAAACUCUGGUUAGGUGGCCUCAAUAUUUAUCUUACGUUCUUGAAGUCAGUUUAAUCCCUUUGAAUACGAUGAUGAAGGAAACUCCUAGACACAUGCUAAACACAAGGCUGAGUACACAUACGGACAAUACAGUAAUGAGAAAAUAAAUCAGAAAAUAUCCCAAUAAUUAUUUACAACAUCAUGGUAGUAUGAGCAUGCAUGCAGCUACAAUGUGUAUCGUGAUGACGCCAGUGUGGAGUGUGCGGGUUCACACGAGGUGGGAGUUCGGCUCGACGGCUCUCAGAACGUGUGGGUGCCCAUGGCGAGCUUCGGUCUGGGAUGCCGCCUAAAUGUCAUGGCAGUUGAUUGGGCGCUGGAAGUGAAAUAAAGAAUACAUGUACAUUCAAUGGAUCUAUAACCGGUUUCCACCAUAUUCCAAGAGCGAAUGGAGCUGGUUUUGCCUGGCCUUCAAUGGCAAACCUCAUUUACCCCGAUGCUGUUAUUGUAUUAACCCGUACUUUUGAUGAGCAAUUUAGGGCGCUUACAGACUGUCGUGUCGAGAAUCCAGGAUGCUCAAGCUUAACCGUUAAAAUGUCAAUUGUUUAAGUCAUAAAUUGGGUAUCUGACAGUGGUUGAAAUUGGCCGCAUUUGCCAUGGUAGGAGUGAAAAUAUGAACUCGCCUGCGUACUUUUUUCAAAUGUACUUGACUCACAGAUAUACCCCUAGACUAACAGACACGCACAUGAACCCACAAACAUGCACAGAGACCCACAGACACGAAACAGACCAUCAGACACGCACAGAGACACACAGACACGCAC